AGUAAUUAUGUUGUAAAAAUGAUUAACGGGAAACGACCGCACUCACCCUCUCCGUACAGGAACGGAACGAACGGGAGUUCGAACGGUUCCAACGGUUCCGGGGGGUACGGGCACCAAGCCGAGGAUAAAUCUCUGGCCCAGACCCGACGAAACCUACCAAUAUUUCCAGCAAAGAAAAGAUUUCUUGAAGAAGCAACCAAACAUAAUACCGUAAUUUUAUUGGCUGAGACGGGUACAGGGAAAACCACACAGGUUCCUCAGUUUAUCCAUGAAGCACGGUUGGAUAGAGAGGGAUGUAUUGCUAUAACACAACCCAGACGAGUAGCAGCAAUAUCCUUAUCUAAACGUGUAGCCCAGGAAACCCAGACAGAACCUGGUGGUCUUGUGGGAUACAGGGUUAGAUUUGAAGAUGUGACAAGUAAUAGUACUAAGAUACUCUUCCUCACUGAUGGAAUGCUUCUCCGCGAAGCAAUGGUUGAUCCUUCCCUCUCAAGGUAUACUUGGAUAAUAUUGGAUGAGGCUCAUGAACGGACUGUAAACACUGAUAUAUUGUUUGUUAGGUAUACUUGGAUAAUAUUGGAUGAGGCUCAUGAACGGACUGUGAACACUGAUAUAUUGUUUGGUGUUGUUAAAACUGCGCAGAAGGAAAGAAGACCAGGGCAAAACUCAGAUCUUUCUCCAUUAAGGGUGGUUGUGAUGUCUGCUACAGUAGAUGCGGACAGGUUUGCUCAGUACUGGCAUUGUCCUGUUCUAUAUAUAGAGGGUAGACAGUUUCCAGUUAAUAUUAGACAUAUAAGCCAACCGACUGAUGACUGGCAGCGGAGUAUGAUGUCGACAAUAUUUCAAAUACACUCCACAGCUCCUGAGAGAGAGGACAUACUUGCUUUUAUGACAGGUCAAGAGGAAAUAGAAACAGCAGCGCGGCAAGCACGUAUGCUUGCGCGUGAGUAUCCGAACGCUCCUCGGCUGGUUGUGUGCACCCUUUACGCUGCUCAGUCUUGUGAUAUUCAACAGAAUGCUCUGCGGCCAACACAGGCUGGAGGCAGGAAACUGGUCCUUGCAACCAAUAUUGCGGAGACAAGUUUAACCAUCCCUGGAAUAAAACACGUGGUGGACUCCUGUAGGGUUAAAGCUAAGGCCCACCAGGCUAAAGUUGGACUAGACAUGCUGAAGGUUGUGAAAGUGUCCCAGGCUCAGGCCCUGCAGAGGACAGGUCGAGCUGGCCGGGAGAGGGAUGGAGACUGCUAUAGACUACUCACUAAAGUAGAGUAUGAUCAACUACCUAGAGCAACGGUUCCAGAGAUAUUGAGAUCUAACCUGGCCAGCACAAUUCUAACAAUGAUGAAUAUAGGUAUUAAAGAUGUUCCUAGUUUUGAUUUCAUGGAUCCUCCUAAACCUGACAGUUUAAACUCCGCCCUUCGUCAGCUGUCUCUCCUUGGAGCUGUUGAACUAAGUGGAGGAGGGACAAGGCUUACCCAGCUGGGGGAGAAAAUGGCAGGAUUCCCUCUAGAUCCAAGAUUUACCAACUGUCUGUUGUCUGCAGAACAGCUAGGAUGUACGGAGGAAAUGUUGUCUAUUGUAUCCUUGCUCACUGCAGAGAAUGUUUUUCAGGUUCCAGGGCCCCGGGAUAAACGGGAGGAAGCGGACAUGGUACAUAAGAAGUUUGCUACUAGCGAAGGAGAUCUAAUAACUUUAUUAAAUGUGUGGAGAGCAUAUAGGAAUGGUCCUAAGACCCCGGGUUGGUGCAGAAGCCAGUUCUUGAUUCCCCGACAUCUGACCUUUGCUCAGGAUGUCAGGAAACAACUUGUCGGGAUCUGUCAUAACGCCGGUGUUGCUAUACAAUCCUGUAGAGAUAUGGAAGUAGUGCGGCAAGCAGUAGCUCGUGGACUCUUCAUGAAUGUUGCACAGCUCAGUGCUGAGGGUCAUUAUGUUGCACUGGACAGUGGUCAACACGUUCAUAUUCAUCCUAGUAGUGUUCUCUUCAGGAAGAAACCUGAGAUUGUAACCUAUACAGAGAUGGUGGCAACUAAUAAAACCUAUAUAAGAGGACUAACUAUUGUAUCAGAGGAAUGGUUGAGUGAACAUCAAGCAGACUAUUUCAGGAGUCACAGAAUUACAAGAUGAAGAAAUAUCUUCUUCAGAAUUGGAACAUUUCAGAUUCCAUCGAUUUGAUUUCACAUGUGAUAUUUAAAUUUGCAUAUUGUACUUUUUACUUGAAUAUUAGGUUUUGUAAAAUAAGGAUUUGGCAACAAAAUCUCAUUGAAAUAUGAAACAUAAGAUUGGAACUUUUGUGAAGAUCAUUAACCCUUAAUCUCGAUAUCCAACGUGUUCAUCACUAUUAAAGGGAGUGUUCACGAAAAAUGAAAGGGGGUAUUGGCGAUUAUUUUUCGCCAUAAGCCAAGACACCCUUUCAUAUUUCACGAACACUCCCUUUAAAGAGGAUAUUAAUCCAAAGGUCUGAACAAGGUCAAAUCUUGAUUCAGAGAUUCUCAACACAAAAAUUCUAAUUUUUGAAGGAUAUAUAAAAAACAGCAAAUCUUUUCUAACAUUUAUAUGUAAUUGCACCUUUUUCUUUCUAAAAUGACUUACCCAGUCUGUCAUCAACUUUAAAAUUUACCUCAUAGAAGGAACAAACUGUUCCCUUUCAGUCAUCAGCGAUCGAUAUUGUUAAUUUUUUUCUAGAAAAAAA
This is a messenger RNA of Eurytemora carolleeae, 2689 nucleotides long. Its product is annotated as putative ATP-dependent RNA helicase DHX33. Gene Ontology annotation, molecular function: RNA binding; ATP binding. NCBI's taxonomy places the organism in Eukaryota, Metazoa, Arthropoda, Copepoda, Calanoida, Temoridae. Gene Ontology annotation, cellular component: nucleolus; intracellular anatomical structure. The coding region runs from base 19 to 2124 and encodes 701 amino acids. The record is from RefSeq and is a predicted model, not a curated record. The transcript is spliced from 18 exons. Gene Ontology annotation, biological process: positive regulation of transcription by RNA polymerase I.